Daldinia vernicosa is the source of this 1108-nucleotide messenger RNA. RefSeq lists its product as uncharacterized. Gene Ontology annotation, cellular component: cytoplasm; nuclear pore. The transcript has 4 exons. The record is from RefSeq and is a predicted model, not a curated record. Gene Ontology annotation, molecular function: GTPase activator activity. Bases 206 to 967 code for a protein of 253 amino acids. Lineage: Eukaryota; Fungi; Ascomycota; Sordariomycetes; Xylariales; Hypoxylaceae. Gene Ontology annotation, biological process: nucleocytoplasmic transport.
AGAGACCUUAUUUACUUUUCUUAUUUACCACAACCGUCUUCCAUAACCCAUCUACAACACAUUCGGUAUCUGCAAUACGACGAGUUAAACUAAGUCUACUUGCUAGUGUUCGUUUUUCCUUAUCCGAAAGUCGCUAUCAUUUGUCGCGAAGGAGAAAAACAAAUAUAGGAAUCCCGACUCACCUUUUCAUCUAGCAAUAUCCAACAUGAGCUCCACCGAGAACACCGAACCCAAGGUCGGCGAGACCAAGCCUCCCGAGAUGGCUGAGAGCAAGCCUCUUACUUCAUCAUCUGUCUUCUCCAUGUUUGGCGGCGGCGCAAAGAAGGAGAAGAAGGAGGAUGAUGACCGCGGUGACGUUUCCGGUAGCGCCAAGGCCCAGCGCGAGGCCGCCGCUGCUGCGAAGGGUGACGACGAAGAGGAGGUGGCUCCCGAGUCGGAGGAUGUCCACUUCGAGCCCGUCCACAAGCUCACCGAGAAAAUCAAGACGGUGACACACGAGGAGUCCGAGGAGGAGAUAUUCAACAUGCGAUGCAAGAUGUUCAAGUUCACUCAGGACUCCGAGGGCAAGGGCGAAUGGAAGGAGCGUGGUACUGGACCCCUCCGCCUGCUGAAGCACAAGGAGAACGGCAAGAUCCGUCUGGUUAUGCGACGAGACAAGACCCUCAAGGUUUGCGCCAACCACUACAUUACCCCGGAGAUGACGAUCGCCCCUAUGUCUACCAGCGACCGUGCUUGGCUCUGGAAUGUGGGCGCUGAUGUUAGCGAGGGUGAACCUGAAGCUAUUACCGUCUCUGUUCGCGUAGCUAACGCUGAGAAUGCCCAACUAUUUAAGGAAGCCUGGCUCAAGGCUCAGAAGGAAAACGAGGUGCUCUUUUCCCAGGCAGCCCAGGCCAAGACCAAGACCGAGACAGAGGAGCCCGAGCCCAAGGCGGAGGAAAAGAAGGAGGAAACCGCCGCUUCUUCGUAAUGUGCCGGUAUUCAUAGUGUCGACGAUGGUGUUCGCCCGAAAUCCAUUGGGUGUUAUGGACUUCCAAUCACUCAUAAUCCCUGCAUGGUGGAUGUAUAGAGCAAGUGCUCCGUAGCAGAUGAUUUGGAAAGUAGGGCAUGU